UCUGCAGCCACAUCUUUAGAUACUCUAAGGUCAGAGGAUGGUUGGUCUGGGUUAAUAAUUAGCCAGGUGUGGUCAGCUGACUCUCACAGGGGCAUAUAUACACUCAGCUCUGCCCACAAACGCUCUCCGGCAACAAAGAUAUUGACGGACCUGAACAUGUGGGGAAAAGCUAUCUGUAGUGUGAUCGCGGCUGUGCUGCUGUCCGUGGUGUGUGCCGCCCCUCACGAGGGGGAUCAUGGGGGCCACAGCGAGGACCACCACCAUCACCUCCACCACGGCCCCAACGAGCCCCACCACUCCCAUGGACAAGGGGAGGAUGCCUGCCACAAGCUCGCCCCCCACAACGCGGACUUCGCCAUGGCGCUCUACAGAUCCCUGAGUGCCAAGGCUGACGGCAAAAAUGUAUUCUUCUCCCCCCUGGGCAUCGCCACCGCACUCUCCAUGCUGUCGCUGGGAGCCAAGGGCGAGAGCCACAGCCAGAUCUUCUCCACACUGGGAUACUCCGCGCUGACCCCGGAGCAGGUCAACAAAGCCUACGAACACCUCCUCCACAUGCUGAGUCACGCUAAGGACACCAUGCUGCUGGACAUGGGGAACGCCCUGGCCGUGAGGGACGGCUUCAAGCCCCAGGAGAAGUUCCUGAACGACGCCAAGCACUUUUACUCCAGCGAGGCCUUCAAUGUCGAUUUCAAGAACACGGAGCAGGCUGCGGCUCAGAUCAACAAGUUCAUCGCUCAGAAGACGCAGGACAAGAUCACGGACCUGGUGAAAGAGCUGGACCCUGACACCGCCAUGGUGCUGAUCAACUACGUCCUCUUCAGAGGAAAGUGGGAGAAGCCGUUUGAAGCUAAACUGACAAAGAAGGCCUCCUUCCAGGUGGACCAGAACACCAAGGUUGAGGUGGACAUGAUGAAGAAGACGGGCCGCUAUGACUUCUUCCAAGAUCCAGACAACUUCACCAGCGUCAUCAUGCUGCCCUACAAAGGCAACACCUCCAUGAUGGUCAUCCUGCCCGAUGAAGGCAAGAUGAAGACUGUGGAGUCGUACCUCAACAAGGACUACAUCAAGCACUGGCACAACUCAAUGUUCAGAAGCUCUGUGGAUUUGUUCAUGCCUAAGAUCUCCAUCUCUGCCUCCUCCUCGCUGGGCGAAAUUCUAAAGAACAUGGGCAUGGUGAAUGUCUUCGCAGACACAGCGGACUUCUCUGGCAUCUCCGAGGAGACCAAACUGAAGGUGUCCAAGAUUUCACACAAGGCCGUGCUGACUGUUGACGAAACCGGCACUGACGCAGCCGCUGCCACCACCAUCGAAAUCAUGCCCAUGUCGCUGCCCGACACCAUGAACCUAAACAGGCCCUUCCUGGUCCUGAUUGUUGAAGACUCCACCAAGAGCAUCCUGUUCAUGGGGAAGAUAUCUGACCCCACAGCUAACUAACCUGACCAGUCACCUGGGGAGGCCACCUGACCACAGACAACCACCAGACAAGAUGUCCAGCUGUGGUGUUGUAGUACAGAACACAUCUGUAACUUUAUAACUUUUGUUUUUGUAACAUCUUCUAUAGUAUUGGAAAGUCAAGAAUAU
Osmerus eperlanus (European smelt) is the source of this 1581-nucleotide messenger RNA. RefSeq names its product alpha-1-antitrypsin homolog. Gene Ontology annotation, biological process: negative regulation of endopeptidase activity. Gene Ontology annotation, molecular function: serine-type endopeptidase inhibitor activity. The record is from RefSeq and is a predicted model, not a curated record. The transcript has 5 exons. The coding region runs from base 157 to 1434 and encodes 425 amino acids. NCBI's taxonomy places the organism in Eukaryota, Metazoa, Chordata, Actinopteri, Osmeriformes, Osmeridae.